AUAAAAACAUGUGUAAACCAUAAACCAUGUGACCAUGUUUUUGUAGUAGUGUUUUUUUAAGUUACGUGAAGUUUAAAGUAAAGAAAGUAAUCUCCUUACCGAAAAAUAAUCAUUUUUACGUACAGGAGUACUUACAUUUUAAAUCUUAAUUAGAUAUAGAUAAGACAUAAUAUAGUUUUUGCAGAUUGGUUAAUCUUUGUAGUUGUGAUUUAGAAAUUGUAAAUAUAAACAUGGUUCGAUCAUGCAGUGCAUUUGGUUGUACUACAAGAAGUUCCAAGACAGAAUAUGUAUUUCGGUUUCCAAUGAAUUUUGAAGAGAAGAAAAAGGAUUGGGAAAAUGCUCUAGGAAGAAAAGGAUUUUCUGCUACACGCAACAGUGGUGUAUGUUAUAAACACUUUAGACCAGAGGAUUUUAAACAAAAUCGUACACGGGUUAACUUGAAAUAUAACGCUGUGCCGUCAAUCUUUAAACAAUCUUCUAAGUGCCUUAAAACCAAAGAAAAUAAACCUAGAAGAUUAUUGUGUGUAUCAAGACAAAUUCAAAAAGUUAAACCUGUUCAAAGUCAGAAUGUACCAAGUAAUUCAACCAAAGAAAAUAAACCUAGGACAGUAUUAGAUAAAAAUGCUUCUGUUUCAAGUACCAAACAAAUUCCAAAAGUUGAACCUGUCCAGUGUCAGAGUGUAGCAAGUAUUUCAACCAAAGAAAAUAAACCUAUACGAGUAUAUAGAAAUGCUUCUGUUUCAAGUACAAAACAAAUUUCAAAAGUUGAACCUGUUCAGAGUCAGGGUGUACCAAGUAAUUCUACAUGUUCCACUGCUGUGGAAAACGAAGAAAGAAUAGUGAUUGACAAUGAUGAUGAUAUUGAUUGUAACAUAUCCAUAAAAGAGACUGUCCAGAGUCAGAGUGUACCAAGUACUACAACCAAAGAAAAUAAACCUAGAAGAGUAUAUAAAAAUGCUUCUGUUUUAUUUACAAGACAAAUUCCAAAAGUUGAACCUUUUCAGAGACAGAAUGUAUCAAAUACUUCAACAUGUUCCACUGCUAUGGAAAAUAGAGAAAUAAUGGCGGUUGACAAUGAUGACAAUGUUGAUUGUAACAUAACCACAGAAAAGACUGUUCAGAGUCAGAGGGUACCAAGUACUACAACCAAAGAAAAUAAACCUAGAAGAAGAUGUAAAAUUGUUUCUGUUGUAAGUACCAGACAAAUUCCAAAAGUUGAACCUGUUCAGAGACAGAAUGUACCAAAUACUUCAACAUGUUCCACUGCUAUGGAAAGUAGAGAAAUAAUGGCAGUUGACAAUGAUGACGAUGUUGAUUGUAACAUAACCACAGAAAAGACUGUUCAGAGUCAGAGGGUACCAAGUACUACAACCAAAGAAAAUAAACCUAGAAGAGUAUGUAAAAUUGUUUCUGUUGUAAGUACCAGACAAAUUCCAAAAGUUGAACCUAUUCAGAGUCAGAGUAUGCCAAGUACUUCAACAUGUUCCACUGCUGUGGAAAACGAAGGAAGAGUGGUGGUUGACAAUGAUAAUAAUUUUGUUUGUGACGUAACCGUAAAAAAUACUGUUCAGAGUCAGAGUGUACCAAGUACUACAACAUAUUCCACUGCUAUGGAAAAUAGAGAAAUAAUGAUGGUUGACAAGGUUGAUGAUGUUGAUUCUGAUGUAAGCAUAAAAAAGACUGUUCAAAGUCAUAAUGUACCAAGUAAUUCAACCAAAGGAAAUAAACCUAGAAGAGUAUAUAAAAUUGCUUCUGUUUUAAGUACCAGACAAAUUCCAAAAGUUGAACCUGUUCAGACUCCGAGUGUACCAAGUACUACAAUCAAAGAAAGUAAAUCUAUCAGAGUAUAUAGAAAUACUAUUUCAAAUAUGAGACAAAUUCCAAAAAUUGAAUCUGUUCAGAUUCAGAGUGUACCAAGUACUUCAACAUGUUCCACUACUGUGGAAAAUGAAGAAAGAAUGAUGAUUGCCAAUGAUGAUAUUGAUUCUUACGUAUCCAUAAAAGAUGAGUUCGAAAGGCUUAAAAAAUGUGAAAAAGAUUGGAGAAAAUUAAAAAUUCGCUAUAUAUUAAACUUGGGAAAAUUACAAAAAAAAAUCCGAACUUUAAAUCAGAAAUUGAGAAGAAAAAAUAAAAAACUUGAUAAGAUGAAGGAAUUAAUUAAAAGCUUUAAAGGUAAAAGCUUAGUUGACAUGGAACUUGGUCAAAGAUUGAAUAAUGACCUUGCGGGCAUGAAUGAAGACGCUUUAGAAAUUUUUAUUGAAAACUAAAAAAAUAAAUCAAGAGGUGGUCCUCGAUAUACUCAAGAAAUAAAGAUGUUUGUCCUGACACUAUUUUAUAAUUCCUCCAAAGGCGUAUAGCUAUUGCAGGAACAUUCUUCAGUUACACCAUCCCUAAAGUCUACACAACUAGCUGUUCAACGUGUUGGCUGGACCUGUUUUUUUUUUGAAAAAGUGUUUGACAAAUUGCAACAGCUACCAAAAGAUACAAAGGACUACAAAUUUAUUAAAUCUGACUCAUUUAUUUCGGCAAUUCAGACAUAUAUUUUACAUUUUAAAGUAGAAGACUUUAAAAUGAUAUUGCCAAUAUUUAUGAGUUGCGUUCCUGGGACGACUUUACUGAAAGAUAGUUCAUUCAAUUACAUGAAAUCAACCCUAACUCAAGAAUAUCCGCCACAAAAAAAUCAUAGCAUGUGAUCUGUCUUUAAAAAGACAACCACAUGCAACGGUGACAGUAAAAUUCUCGCGUUAGAGAUUCCAUAGUAAAUUACGACGGAAAACCAGGAAAAAACCUCGUGAUACUAUUCGCGAACUCAAUCGACUAUAGGUGGCAGUGCAGUUGCAUGAAAAUGGCCGAUGUAAUUGGGAUAACGUAUUUUUCUAUAAUUAAUAUUGUUAUUGAUGUAAUUAAUUAAUAUAAAUAAAUUAUUAAUUAAAUGAACACAUCCGACAAGCUUUCAAACACGUUCAUACAUAGGUUAACGGAUAAUUGGUUUAUAUUUUCAUCCCAAUUCUUCUAGUUCCAAAUAAGCGGCAGCACCCUCGCUUGAGCUCGCGAAUCCCGACAUCGUAAGUAUCUUACUUUAGUUUACUUUCAAAACUAAUACCAAAUUCUGACCUUAAUAUGUAAAUAUUAUGUUAUUUUAAAUUAUAAAUAAUAUUAAUAAUACAUAUAGAUAUCUAAAUAAUACUAAAAUAUAAAAUGUACUAACUCGAUAUGUUAUUGACUUACUAAUCGUGGUAUUUUUUUUUUCUAUUGACUUCCUCUUUUAGUAUGGGUAAUCACAUCCUACUGCAUUCUGCCGAGGAAUUUGCGACACAAUUGGUUUCAUUUAGCAUAAUUAGAGCAGCUUCUUUGAUUUUUCUCGUUGUACUAUCUGUUUCUUUUAGGACUAUCCUUGAAUCUCUCCACUGAACUCUAUGUUCAUUAUCCCAUGCGUGUUGACAUAAGUAUUUGAGAUCUAUCAAAUUCUUUAUUUUUAAUAUAAGACUGAUGUUCACUUAUUCUAACGUUUAAUGGUCUUGAUGUUUCACCUAAAUAAAAUUGUUAGGUUUAGAUAGAAUAGAUCUCAAUGUGUUUGUUGUUUUGAAUGCUGUUGAAAUGUUGAAUUUAUUUCCUGUUUUAAGUUUCUUGGAUAGUCCUUUUACGUAUAUAGUAUAUAUGGUAUUGAUAGUUUCCUCGUAUUAUUUCUUGUGAAUGUUAUAUGAUCCCUUUCUAAGUUGUUCUGUUCCAUUCGAUCCAAUCUUGACAAUUAUUUAUUUAUAAACGAUAAAGGAUAACAAUUUUUUUAAUAAAACAGAUGUUAACAAUGGUUUUUCUUCUAAGAAUGCAUUUUCGUUAGAACAAGUAAUUUUGGCUCUAUCAUAUAAGGAUUUAAUGAUUCCCUUUUUAACGUUGAUGUUGUGAUUUGAUUUGUAAUUGAAAUAUCUGUUGGCGUGUGUUAGUUUUCUAUACACUUGAGUCUCAUAUCCAGUAGGUAUCCUUUUUUGAGACUAAAACAUCGAGGAAAGGCAGGGUGUUAUUAUAUUCCUUUUCCAUUGUAAAUUUUAUUGUCUCUUGAUCGUUUAUAAUAUUUAGGAAUGUAUCCAACAAUUCUGAUCUAUGAGGUCAUAUUGAAAACACAUCAUCUACAUAUCUCCACCAUACUGUGGUUUUUAAAUUUUGUUUAGAAAUGAUAUUAGUUUCGAAAUCCUCCAUAAAUAUAUAUUAGCCAAUAAUGAAGAUAAAGAGCCCAUUCAGUGAAAUCGUCCCAGAAACGCAACUCAUAAAUAUUGGCAACAUCAUUUUAAAGUCUUCUAGGUACUUUAAAAUGUAUAAUAUAUGUCUGAAUUGUCGAUAUAAAUGAGUCAGAUUUAAUAAAUUAUUAGAAGAAUUUUUUACUAAGCAACAACGCUUUUGUUGAAUUUAUUAAUAUUUUUUGUAUUUUGAUAACGGCAUCCGAUUUGAAAAACUUUCACUGCAUACGGAAUUGUAACCAUUUCGUCUUAGGUGCAUAAUUUAAUGUUGUGGAAUAUCACAUUUAUGUGUUGCCUGGCAACUGAACCACAACAUUUCAAACAAUGAUG
Diabrotica virgifera virgifera (western corn rootworm) is the source of this 4562-nucleotide messenger RNA. RefSeq lists its product as uncharacterized. NCBI's taxonomy places the organism in Eukaryota, Metazoa, Arthropoda, Insecta, Coleoptera, Chrysomelidae. Bases 231 to 2267 code for a protein of 678 amino acids. The transcript has 3 exons. The record is from RefSeq and is a predicted model, not a curated record.